AUGGAAAUCUAUGAAGACAUCGAGUUUUGUGACCCAAAUCAGAUCUACGGCGAGGCGUUACCGGUAUGCGAAGAUCCGUUCACCGUAUUCGAUCACUAUAUGAACAUCUGUGUACCGGCAACCCUGAUUCAAUUUGUCGAUCAGGAGAAUGAGCCAAACAUGAAAAUUAUCUAUGGAUUUCUCCUGCCAAUUCUGUCCGUGAUCGUGCUGUUGUCCAACGGUGUCGUCAUAUUGGUGCUGAACGAACAGAAAACGAAACGCGCUACGGUUGAGCCGUUGUUCUGGAUGGCUGUGAGUGCAUUGCUGAUGGCUGCAUCUCCCCUACCCUUCACCAUCUACUACUACAACCUCGGUCAUAUGCGAGAUCUCAACCAAACUGAGUUUCUUUGCUAUCUUCAGAAGGUGUGCAUGGAAAUUUUGCCAUUCUUUUUCAACACUCUCAUCACAUUCUUCACUCUAUUGCUCGGAACUCAACGAUUCAUCGCCGUACAGUAUCCAUUGGAUUCGCUACGAUGGUGCUCACGUCGUUUGAUACGUCGAUAUUCCAAGGCUAUUCUAACCCUCGCCAUUGUUCUCACUGUCAUUCAUUCCACGUUCGACAUUCGGGUCAUCUAUCAUUUUUGUAUUCGGGGACCAUCGACAUCGUUCUGGGUGGCUCGCUGCUUUGUCGGUCAUUCGCCGUUGACGCGAGCGAUGGGUCCAGACACAUUCUCAUGGGUUUUCGACAGCUUCCGAAUAGGACUGAUCGUUGUGCCGUCGAUUCUUCUGUUCGCCAUCACGAUUCUUCUCAUACGGACAAUUAAGACUUCGGAUGCACCUAAGCUGAGUGUCAAUCGUCACAAGCGGAUCAGUUCAGCGUUCAGGAACACCACUGUGAUGCUCACUGUCAUUAUAGUACUCUUCCUGCUCGCCAGGGUUCCAUCGACAGUGCUGAUCAUUCUAGUGAAGCUAUCCGAUCUAUUGCCACUGGGGUCGUUGGAAUUCGCUCAUUCCGCGUAUCUUCGGGCGUUUGCCAACAUCAUUCUUGUCACUCUUCAUCCAAUCUCUUUCGCCGUUUACAUGUUUAUGUCGAGGCGUUUCCGUGUCUCAUUACGACGCCUUCUUGGUUGGCGUUUUCUUGCUACGGAUGAAGAAUUCAACGCCGUCACUUCGUCGUUCCAAAACUCGCAGUUCAAAUCGAAUCCACAAUCGCGUACGAGCUGUGCUCUAUCGCUGGCCAACUAUAGCAACGGUCGCCCCACGAUACCACGCUACCCACGGCCGAUCAACAAAAAAGGAGUGGUGUUUGCCCCGUCGACGUGUUCAAUCUCUUCGGGUGGACGAGCCACCAAUAAAAGUCUUUCAGAAUGGUCAACAAAGAGUAGCUUGUCGUCGCGAUUCGCCAUUUUGCGACGAUUUCGUUUUAUAAAACGUUGUGAUACGGUGUGA
Molecule: messenger RNA, 1428 nt
Organism: Cooperia oncophora
Lineage: Eukaryota; Metazoa; Nematoda; Chromadorea; Rhabditida; Trichostrongylidae
Source: the annotation of a GenBank genome assembly